Heterobilharzia americana is the source of this 367-nucleotide messenger RNA. Lineage: Eukaryota; Metazoa; Platyhelminthes; Trematoda; Strigeidida; Schistosomatidae. The record is from the annotation of a GenBank genome assembly.
GACAAAUUAGAUUGCGGUAAUUCGAGCAGUUUGAAUUUCUGCAUCACGCACCUGAUAACACUGAGGGUUGCUACGUAUCUGACUGACAAUGAGCAAAGCACAUCAACCUGAGCUUAAGAAGUACCUUGACAAGCGACUAAGACUCAAAUUGAAUGCUAAUCGAGAAGUUGUUGGUAUUCUGCGUGGGUUCGACGCUUUCAUGAAUAUUGUUCUCAGUGAUGCUUAUGAAGUUACCAAAGAUGGUACGCAAAUCAAGAUUGAUAUGGCCGUUGUCCGUGGCAACAGCAUUAACAUUGUAGAAGGCGUAGAUCGCAUAUAAAUAACUGUAUAUAGUGUUAUAUUUUAAUAAAAUUUUUUUUCUUGUGAA